Salpingoeca rosetta is the source of this 3348-nucleotide messenger RNA. RefSeq lists its product as uncharacterized. Lineage: Eukaryota; Choanoflagellata; Craspedida; Salpingoecidae. The record is from RefSeq and is a predicted model, not a curated record. Bases 545 to 2974 code for a protein of 809 amino acids. The transcript has 4 exons.
GCAGCAGCAGCAGCAGCAGCAGCAACGUCGUUGCCUGCACCGCAGCUACUCUCACAACUGCGUGUGUGGCUUGGUAGGUAAACAUUGCAGUCCAACACACAAACCCAGCAGCCCCGCGCCUCACAUGCGCGGGCCGGGCGAUCAUCGCUUUCAUCCCUAUCCCUGAUCCCAAGCAUCACGCCGUUGCCCUCGCCCCACAGCAACAUCCUGACUCGUUCACCUGACUCACGGUGACUCUGUGAUCUCGUCUCAAACAACGAAGCGCAUUUCCCCCUCCACGACAGCCCUCCCCACCACCGACCAGAGGCAUCAACUCAUGCACUCAAGCUUGUUGCGUGUCUCGGCACAUUGCUUCUUCGCUCCACCCCUCAUCUUGCCAACCAUUCAGCGGCUGUCGCUGCACCAGCGGACGAUCUUGGUCUUGAUCAACUCGCGAACUAACAGCACAUGAGCACACAGUGCCCUCUCCAAGCGUCUCAUCAAGAACGGCACACAGACUUCCCCUCCCCCUUCCACAUUUGCACUCGUCCGCCUCAACACCAAGAUGGCAUCUCCUCAUUCGCAAGAGGCACAAUCCCGCGCCCACAGCAGCAAAGACCCGUCCCACGCAAGCACGCCAUCUCCAACCGCCCCAGUGCCCCAGCAGCAGCAGCAGCACCACCACCACCACCACCACCACCACCACCACCACCACCAGCGUGAUCCUUCAGCAGGUGCCGUGCUUGCAGGCAAGCGUGAAGGCAAGCAGCAAGGUACUCUCGUCACUUCUUCAUCAGCGUUGACAACACGAGACACUGGCUCCACACGUCCAACGGCGGCAGGCGCAAUACGCGCAACAAAUGCACGGGCCCACGCCCGUGUGGAAGAGGCCCACCGGCAAGGAGGCGACAACUCCCGCUCAUCCAGUUCGCCCCUCACGUCCGAACACGGCAGCGGGCACGAGGACAAGCACGAACACGCGCGCGAGCACAACGCACCGCCACGCCACCACCACCAUCACCAUCACCCGCGCAAAAAGCACAAGAGACACAAGCAGUCCAACAACAACAGCGGUGAAGGCAGUGGCAGCAGCGACAACAGUGGCGAUCACCGCACUGGCAACCACAACAACGGCCACGGUCACGGCCACGCAUACACAUCCACCACGUCCUCUCGCAAGGACAGGAAGGAGCGCAAGCGCAGAAAGAAGAAACACAGUCGCAAGCGUGCUGCACACAGCCGGCACAGCAACAGCAGCGACAACAGCAACAGCAACAGCGGUGGCGGUGAUUGCGAUAACGAAACGCCGAAAAAGGCGCCAAAGAUGGGGCGCGCACCACACCAUGUCCGGCAACAACAUGAGGAACAACAACAGCAGCAGCAGUCGGCACUGCGCGGUGGUCGAUCAGGUGCGCCGCUACAGGAGCACGCGCGCACGCGCAUGCACACUGCCACUGACGUGCCAUCGUCAUCACAGCACCGCAAGCACGGUCCAAAGCACGGCGUUACUCCAAUGCCACAACAACCACCACAACAACAGCGCCAACAACGGCUGCAGCAGCCGCCGCAGCACGGACGAGGACAGGGCCACGACGAAGAGGGAUCAGAGCAGGAAGGCCUGGCAUUGCUGCAGCAAGCGGCACAGCAGGUGACACAGAAGUCGGCAGCGCGCGCCCCCGACGACAGGCGUUCGCGCACCACAGACUCUGGGAUCGACCGCAGUCGCAAGAGCUCGUUCACCGUGCCCGUUGGUGACAGUGCAGGCAUUGUGGGUGCCGCAACCACAACGGUAGCAACAGCAGCGCCACCACAGGCACGUGCAACAGCAUCAGCACCAUCGCCACCUCCACCUCCAACAGCGCCCGAAGCAACGAGGCUGGACCCGUCCACCCAGCGCACCGCAACAGCACACGGACACGAAGCAACCAGUGCCUUCAAAGCUUUUCCGUCCAGCUUGCUAUUUGCGCAGGGAGCGCAACACCACACCCCGUCAUCCUCCCACCAACAGCAGCAGCAGCAGCAGCAGCAGCAGCUUGCGAUGCACUCUUCGCUCCAACAUAUGUCUCCACUCCAACAACAACAGAUGGCGCAGCUGCUGCAUGCCAUGCAAGGCAUGCAAGGCAUGCAAGGCGUGAGCACUGCACAAGCGUUGCAGAUGCUCCAACAACACCCACAGCACCAGCAACACCCACAGCACCAGCAACACCCACAGCACCAGCACCAGCAAGAACAGCAAGAACAGCAAGAACAGCAGCCACACGUGCCGGCAUCACUGACGGCACCAGGCACGAUGCACCCCGCCAUGAUGGGCAUCAAUCCCGCGCUGCUCGCCAUACACCACCAACAACAGCAGCAGCAGCACCAACAACCAUCACAGCAGCCCGCGUCACAGCAACCGUUACAACAACACCAGCAGCAGCCUUUCUCGAGCGUCCCUCCCACAACCGCUGGCAUGAUGCUCCCGCACGUGUUAUUCCCAGGGUUACCCCAACCACAGCACCCACAGCACCCACAGCACCCACAGCACCCACAGCAGAUUCAGCAGGCACAGUUGCACGUGCCCCCACACGCCUCGGCGUUCUCACAAUUCCCCAUGCACAUGCACGGCGCGGUUCCUGUGGGCGUGUGGGUGCUCGAUCCCCAAUCGCACCAGCAGCCGUACAGCGUGUGGCCGCAGCCGACAGCGCCGCUGUCGGACUUGAAGGGCAUGCGAUGGCAGGAGAUUGAACACGCUGCCAACCAGCUCAACAAGACGAAGAUGAAGCUGGCCACGGAGUACACGGACCUGUUUGAUGAGGUGAAGGAGUUGCGUGCGCGUGCGUGGCCCACCCUCUUGCAAAGGUCGCCACGCGUGCAGAUGAUGCUUGCAGGCAUGCACAUGCAGCCAUCUUUCCCCGCCCAGCAACAGCAACCAGCCCAUCAACAGCUCUCCUUUCAACAGCUGCAGCAGCUGCAACACCAGUUACAGCACCAGCGUGCCCCGCAGCACCAAUAGACAAUCUGCAUCCUGACCGAUCGACAGGCAUACACAUUCGCGCGUCCAUGCGCUGUUACUCGACCGUUUUCGUGUCCACGAUGCCAUUGCUGUUAUUGUUGUGCUGUUGAAUCCUCUCUGCUGUAUGAAGCAGCAACAGCUGCGUUCGCUGCUCUCGAGUUUUUUAGGUGUGACAUGAGACUAUGCGACAAAAGAACAUGCGUCGUUAUUUGUGUCCGCGUGAACUUGCAUUACUCCACUGUUUGUGUAUGUGCCCUUGUGCCGACGUGCGAGUGAGUGAGUUUGUGUGUGUGCUUCUGCGUGCAUGUGUGUGUGUGAGUGAGUGAGACAGAGCGAGAGAGAGAGAGAGUGUGUGUGUGUGUGUGUGUGUGUUU